This is a messenger RNA of Manis pentadactyla (Chinese pangolin), 11240 nucleotides long. It is a transcript of the gene ZNF891, whose product is annotated as zinc finger protein 891. The transcript has 2 exons. Gene Ontology annotation, molecular function: DNA-binding transcription repressor activity, RNA polymerase II-specific. Bases 618 to 2330 code for a protein of 570 amino acids. Gene Ontology annotation, biological process: negative regulation of transcription by RNA polymerase II. The record is from RefSeq and is a predicted model, not a curated record. NCBI's taxonomy places the organism in Eukaryota, Metazoa, Chordata, Mammalia, Pholidota, Manidae.
CACCAACGCCUAUCUUUCUCAUUUCGGAUGGGGUUUUGGGUGCUACUGCUGUAGUAGCUCGCACAGUCCUUUCGCAUUUGGCGGCCAAGCGGUUCCAAAGGUACAAAAGUCAGGUACCCCGAGGCCAGGGGAGCUCACUGGAGUGAGUAUAGGUUGAGGAGCCGCGACCAGUGAGAGAGGACACCGGGAGCGGCCACUGCUGCUCUCAGCACUCAUCUGAGUUCUUCGGUGUCUGGGCUCUCUCUGACCUAAAAGCAGCCGGGGAGACGGGGGCUGAAAAGAAGGAAAGCCGUGCUGGGAGCGUGGAGGGUAGGGGAUCUCGGGAAAGGCUCCCUCGGCGAGGCCUUUUCCUAGGCGGGUAUUCCGCUGAACUGGGGACGUUCCCUGCUGCCGAGCGGGAGGUCGAGGCUAGGGCAGCGAACCGAGCGGGCGUCCGCGUAGGAAGUCGGCCUUGCUUCUGUGAGCUGGGCAGCAGGAGUGCCUUAGACUUUACUUUAUCCAGGGAGGACAUGCCCAGUGAAAUGUAUCCCUGCCCUGCUUGGAUCAGAGAAACAAGAAAAGAAAUACCCUGACUUCUCUGCUCUGUUGUGCAGGCAUAUGUCACUUUCAGACUCAACAUGGCAGCCAGUGACCUGUCCCCAUCAUGGGAUCUGCCUGCACAGCACUCUGCCUGUUUCUACGUGAGAAAUACUGAGGAGGAAAAGAUGGUGGCUGGAUAUCCAAACUGGUCACAGAGACCAGUGACCUUCAAAGAUGUGGCUGUGGAGUUCGCCCAGGAGGAGUGGAUAAUGCUUGACUUGACUCAGAGAAGUAUGUACAGAGAUGUGAUGUUGGAAAACUAUAUAAACCUUGCCUCGGUGGAAUAUCAAUUGUACAAACCUACUGUGAUCUCCCUCAUGGGUCAAGAGGAGAUAACUAUGAAAAGGAAUAUUCCCCAAGGCACCUAUGCAGACUGGGAGAUUCAACUUAAAACCAAAGAGUCAACUCCUAAGCAGAAUAUCUUUGGGAAAAAAUCCAGUGGAGUGAACAUAAGAUUCACAAUGGAUGAUUGGUCUUCCACAUUAAGAGAAUACUGGGAAUGCCAUAAGAUCAGAAAACACCACAAGAUCCCAGAGGAAAAUGUGAGGCAAGUGAUAUUUACCCAAAACAAAACAGCAUCUCAGGAGAGAUUCUGUGACUAUCAUGAAUUAGAGGAAAACUCUAGACUUAGAUCAAAACUUGUUUUUUCAAGGAGCAUUUCCACCAGUAAACAUUGCCACAAAUGUUACUUAGAUAUUGAGUGUUUCAAACAAAACUUAAUCCUAAACAAUUAUGGGAAAAACCAUGUGAGUGAGAAGAACUAUGAAAGUUAUGAAUAUGACAGAGCUCUGUGUUAUCUUGAAAGAAUUCAGACAGCACAAAAACAGUACACAUGCUCCAAAUACAGUAUACACUUCAAACAUAAUAUGCUUCCUGUAUGUAGUAAUUUUUAUAUGGUGGAUAAUUCCUAUGAAUAUAAGAAAAGCAAAACCCUUUCUCAUCAUUCAUCCCUCAAACAACCGGAGCAAACUCCUACUGGAGAGCAACAUUAUGAAUGUAGUGAGUGUGGAAAAGCCUUCAGAAGAAUUUCUCAUCUUACCUUGCACCAGAGAAGUCAUAUGAAUGAGAAGCAAUAUGAAUGUAAUGAAUGUGGGAAAGUCUUCAAUGAUUCCUCAACCCUAAGGAGACAUGUAAGAACUCACACUGGUGAGAAGCCCUAUGAAUGUGAUCAGUGUGGAAAAUCCUUUAGUCAAAAAACAUCCCUUAAGGCUCAUAUGAGAAUUCACACUGGAGAGAAACCUUAUGAAUGUAGUUAUUGUGGAAAAUCCUUUGGCACAAGUUCUUACCUUAUGGUGCACAAGAGAAUACACACUGGGGAGAAACCUUAUGAAUGUAGUCAUUGUGGGAAAUCCUUUGGCACAAGUUCUUACCUUAUAGUGCACAAGAGAAUACACACUGGGGAAAAACUCUAUGAAUGCAGUGACUGUGGAAAAGCCUUCUACGCAAGCUCUCACCUUAAAGUUCACAAGAAAAUACACACUGGAGAGAAUCUUUAUGAAUGCAGUGACUGCGGGAAAGUUUUUAGUGGUCUCUCAUCCCUUAGAAUGCAUGUAAGAACUCAUACUGGAGAGAAACCCUAUGAAUGUAAGGAAUGUAGAAAAACCUUCAGUGUUUCCUCUUCCCUUAGAAGACAUGUGAGAACUCACACUGGAGAGAAACCCCAUGAAUGUAUUCAAUGUGGAAAAGCGUUCAGUCAGAGUUCUUCACUUAUUAUACACAAAAGAAUUCAUACUGGGAGAGAAACCCUGUAAGUAUUGUGAAUGUAGCGUUGCCCUUUUGUUUUAAGGUGGACUCCAAGCUUGUUCUGAGUCUUUGUUCUCUAAAAUAAGCAUUUAAGGCUAUAAAUAGUCUUCCAGACACCUCUUGACCUAUGUAACAUAUCUGUGUUAACUUGUUUUAAUUCUAAAUGUCUUAAUACUUACUAUUUUUGAUCCACAGUUAUUUGACAUUAUGUGCUUUUAAAAUGUGAAGAAAGGCUUUCAGUUAUCUCAUUGAUUUCUAAGUUAAGUGUAUUAUGUUAAGAGUAUCCGGACUAUAUGGUACUACUAUAUUGGUAUUGAGUUGCUUUGAAAGUUUAUGAUUAGAGAGUUGCUUUCUGACCUGGUGUGGCAUAUAUUGCUAGUAGCCAAUCAAACAUCUAGCUCAUCCUUCCUACCGAUGACUCUAUUUUAGCUCACAAUACCAAUAUUUCUAGCUACAAAACUUCUCAGCCUUUUCGCAGCCAAAUGUAGCCAUAUCACUCACACCUGAUUAAUAAAAAUAGUAUCACUGGGGACAAACCUGUCUGGUUUUACCUCUUUGCCAUUUGCCUUUCUGCCUUCUCCAUUCUUCUCCUAUUCCAUUUUUCAACCCCUAGAACUGAAAGUGCCAUCUUGUAGCUGUGAGAAUGAUCAGGGCCUAGGGAUUGUGUAGAAGAAAAAUCAUGGUUCCCCAAAGACAUCUUUAAAUAGCUGAACAGCACUGCACUGCCUGUACAUGAUGUGUGUGUGUGUGUGUGUGAAUACAGUCAAUACAGUAACCUUGUUAAAAAGACCAUGGAAGUAUAUAGAAUUAAAUAUUUUAUGUGGAAUAUACAAAUCUGGAUAGGAUCAUAGAAAAAGGAGGAAUGUUUAUGGAACUUUUGUGCUCAGGCUAGAGAUGAUCGUGGAGCUGAGAUCACUAAAAAUAAGUAAUCAGAGAAGCAAGAAGGAAGUACCAACACUUCAGUAUUAGAAAUCCAGAGAGUUUUCAGACAGGGAAAAUAACCAACUUUCAAUGCUGAAUGAAGCUCAUGAGAUUUGCUACUUGGUCUUACAGAUACCAGAUUAGCUCUAAUUUACUAAGAAACAAAAUGUGGAAGGAGCCUACAGUGAGAGAAAGAGGCAGGAGUUGUUUUAGUCAUGUCAAUUUUAUAUAGUUUUGACAUCCAGGUAAACAGGCUGGUGUGCAGUUCUGGACCUGCGAGGUGUCUAGCAUAGAGAUAUAAUUGUAGCAACAGCAGUAGAUAGACUAUAAUAGGUUUUGUGGAGGUGAGUGAGAUUGCAUAAGAAAAUGGAUGGUGUGAAAAAAGAAUGUCUAUCAUUGACCAUAAGUUUAUGUCUUUUUUAUAUAUUUAAAUCACUCCUACAUUUUAAGAUGAAGAGAAAACAAGAAACCUUAGUAGAUAAGAGGAAAACCAGGAAGACUGAAGUUGUAUUGAACCAAGACAAACUAGUGUUUCAAGAAGGAAGAUAAAGUCAGUUUAAAUGCUACAGGUCAAAUUAAGUCUUAAAAAGUAGGUACAUCAUAUACCAAUGUGAAGAUUAUUGUUGACCUUAGUUGGAAUAUGUUGAGGAUGGGUGAUAGAUUAGGAUGAUUUAGUGAUCAGUAAAGGACAAGGAGGUAAAAGACACUGGAUAUAGAUGAGUUUGAGCAGCAGGAGAAAGGGUGGUAGCUGGAGAAAGAUUUGGUCAAGGGAAAACGUUUUCAAAAUACCAAGAAACUACAAGAAUGAACUAAUGGUUACCAAAGGGGGAGGGGUGUGGGAGGGAGGGUGGGGAGGGAGGGAGAAGGGGACUGAGGGGUGUUAUGUUUAGUACACAUGGUGUGGGGGGUCACGGGGAGAACAGUGCAGCACAGAGAAGGCACACAGUGGAUCUGUGGCAUCUUGCUGCACUGAUGGACAGUGACUGCAUUGGGGUGUGGGUGGGGACUUGAUAAUAUGGGUAAAUGUAGUAACCACAUUGUUUUUUCAUGUGAAACCUUCAUAAGAGUGUAUAUCAAUCAUACCAUAAUAAAAAAUUAAAAAUAAAAUAACAAGAAACUAGAACAUGUUUAAAUACUAAUGUGUCUAUUAUGGAGAAAUUAAAUAUGCAGGCAUGAGAAGAGAGAAUCAUAGUUCAUGAGAAAGGGAUGGAGGCAUGUGGAACACAAAUAGAAGGAUUGACGUUUGCUACAUGAGGGGAUUUCCCUUAUUCUAAAAGGAAAAGAAGAAUGAGUGGGUUGGUUUGAACUACCUGUUUAUUUACUUAUAUCUCAGUUGCUUGAGCUGCCCUCAAGUAUCUGAACUACUCGUUGCUGUUUGGUUUCUUCAGAGCCCCGUUCUGGCCCAGUGUGGCAGAUAAUGGUAGUUGAUAACCUAAUACACAUUUCCUCCUCCUCUACUAAUAGAACUCCAUUUUGUUUAGAGUAGCAAUAUGUCCAAUUAAAAAACUUAUUCCAGCCUCCAUGGCCAAGAGUGGCCAUUCCCUCUGUUUCUGGCCAAUGAAAUACAGACAGGAGAUUGUAAAUUUUGUGAUAAGAUUUAUCUGCUGACAGUAAGAUGGAUGAAAGACUGGUCAGCAGUUUUAGUGAAGAUCUCUAUGCAGGCACAAGUCCUCCCAAGUAAUCAGUAGAGCUUUUAGUGAAAAAGUCAACAAAUAGCAGUUUAAGUUGAAUAGGGAGUCCAAUUGAACAGAAGAUGCAACAAGAGACAGAAAGUGGUAUAACUAGCUGGUAUGAGCCUCAAAGGAGGGUUGUUUUUUUCUUUUUUUUACAAGAGGCUUCCAUUGUUAGAAGCAAUAUUGGGAAGGAGGAUACUCCCAACCUAUAGAUGUGGAGUCCAUGGAAAUAAACAGCCCUUUGAUAUGAUUGUUGUCAAAUAGGUUUUUCUCCAGGGGUAGCCAAGUUUAAGUUAAAGCAAGGAAAUGAAUGUUUAGGGAAGUUAUUGAGUACAUAAAAGAAGCUUCUUUAUGGCAAUCUCAGAGAGCACCAUGGGUACAGUUUCCAGGACAGAAAUAUGGGUUUGUGGCUGGAGCAUAAACAAGAUUGUUGUGAUGCCAGUAAUGAUAGAGAAAAUAAUGCCAGAGUUAGGAGUGCUAAGACAUUGUUCUGACCAGUGGAAACAAAAUUUAAAGGGAGGAUCAAUUAAAUUUCAGCAGGUUCUGGGAAGAUGAUGGAAACUUAGGUUUAGCAGGAGUCACAUGUAGCGUGGAAGAACCUGCAGUCGUGCUGUGGAACCAAGUAUUCCUUUUAUUCAUUAGGUAUUAGCCCUCAAGGAUACAGCAGGAGCAGGCAGCAGUUAGCAAGUGAUUCCAAACGCAUGUGGAGAUCAUCUUAAGUGGUAAUCAGAAAGGGGGCUUGUACCUGUGGGACCCCUGGAAGGUUAGCUUGACCCCCGCCUUCAUUUUGUGUCUUCCAUCUUGAAUAACUAUGUCCCCUACAUGACCCCUGCCUCCAUUUUGUGUCUUCCAUCUUGAAUAACUAUGACCCCUAGCCAACCGGACCACCUCCAUUUUGUUCUGUGCCCUCCAUCUUGAGUAAGAAGUUUCCCGCUCAAGCCACGCCCAUUCCCAUGGAAACCAUGCCCAGCAACCUGUGCGACAAGACCCUGACCCUCCCCAGCCAAUCAGCUAAGGUCACAAUAAACCACCCCCUUGGAAAGCCCCUAACUGUUCCAAAAGUAUAAAAGCAAAAAGGGAACUUUGUUCAGAGUCUCAGACCGAGUCCUGUGUUCCGACAGGCCACUGAGACCCUAGUUCGAACUAGCAAUAAAGACCUGUUUUGCUCUUGCAUCUCGCGACUGAGCCUGGUGACUGUGGCUCCACAUGGGGGACUCAAGGAAACGGGGUGCACAACAUACUGUGUUUGGGGAUUGAAAUUUAUUAAUUUUGGUCCACCAAAAAUUUGGCAAACCAGCUGUUGUGCACUCAGGUAGUCUCAGCCCAUUCAUACUUCAAGUGAAUCUUAUUGCAAACCCUCAUGACUGGUUUCCAGUGUUUGCUAUGCAGCUGCCACAGUGUCCUUCUGUUACAUUUUAUUGUUUGGUUUUUAAUUAUGAAAUUAACACAUGCAUAUGAGAAAAAAAUGUAAAAUUCUGUCAUACAGAAGAGAAGGGAAAGCCUUUCCUCUCAGAUUGUACUGCCUUGUAAACUUAAUAUUAGAUGAGUGCAUAUUCUGUCAGACUGCAUUCUAUGUACAUACAAAUGUUGUUUUUAUAAAAAUUGGUCACCUCUUAGCUUUUAGUAAGCAUUUUUUGUCAGUACAUGUAAUUCUAUUUCAUUCUUAAUAGCUGCUUAGUAUUUGAUUAUAUGAAUGUAUCAUAAUGUAUUUAAUCCAUUUUCCCCUCCAGAUGUUUUAUAAUAACAAUAGUGCAAAAAACAACAUUGCUUUUAUAUCUUGCUUUCCUUUCCUUUGUUCUCCACACUGCUUUCAGGGUGGUUCAUCUGAAGUACCAAUAUGAUUAUAUUAGAUUUCACUUUUAAAUACUCCCCUGGCUUUUUCCUCCUUUUUGCUAAGACCUUUUUACAAGUCCUUUCAUGCUUCAACUCUUACCUAUCUUUUCAGGCCAUGCUACUUCCAUCUCUUUACUUUCUCUGGCCCUUAACCUGUUCAUCAGUUAGGUGCUGUGUUCUGUAUCUGCUUUAACAACUUAGCCCAGUAUUCCCUGUUUAUGUGUGCUGCCCUCUAAACUGUGGGCUUGGGUAAGGUGGGAGCUGCAUCUCAAUUUUCAUUUCACUCCUGGUACUUAGCCCAUAGUAGGUAGGUAUUCACUUAAACAGUAAAGGUUUUUUCAAUAAACUCUGUGCCUUUUUUACUGUUUCAGUGGAAGCUUAAAAUAACGGGGUUUUAAGGGAUUGAUUGUAUAAGGUAGAAAUUGCAUUGAAUCAAAGUUUUAAGUAUUAGAGUCACAUUCAGAUAUUCUGCCAUGAGAAGCAUGCAGAAACCAAGACCAUUAAGAGAACUGUACUUUAAUGGUUACUCAUAUCCUCUCCCUUCACCUCACUACCCAUCACAAGCCCAUGUAGUUCAUUUUACAUGGUAAGUGUUCAUAUGAUGCUACAUUGUUAUAGUAAAAGGAGUGAAAUGACCCCAUAUUGGUGAGAGUGCAGUGUUCUCCUUGAUGCUAUUGAUGAACUCAUAAUGCAUCCUUUCUUGGGGACAGGUAGGCACUAUGUGUCCAAAGUGAGAAUAUUCAUAGCCUUUAGUAUAGCAAUUUUUUUCUGAGCUUUUAUGAAAGAUUCAUUCAUGAAUUCAUUCAAGCAAGUAACAAUAGUCAUCUGAUUCAUUUUCUAGUGAAAAACUGAAAAAUUCCUAAAUUCCCAGUAACAGUAGGUUUGAAAAAGUUACGUACAUAAAAUGGGAUAUAAUGCAGUCAUUAAAAUGUUUAUUGGCAUGUGGUGGUGUAUUAUGAUUUUAAAUAAAAUUUUCAAAAUAUUAGAGUAUGAACAUGUUUUUAUUAAAAUAUAUAUUGUAAGUACAUAUGUAUAUGUGUGCAUUGAAAAUAUGGAAGGAUAUACACUAAAAUUUUAUCACUUAGAAAUUUCUGAGUCAAAUUUGUCAUCUAAUUUCUUCCCGCCGGGUUUUGGGGUCGGGGAGCGUUCGGGUCCUGCCUGGCCGCGGCUUGUAUCUUACCCCCUUCGUGUGAUGUUGAGUUCUCGCAGAUGUGGAUGUAUCCUGGCUGUUGUACUGCAUCCACUGGUGUCUCUUUUAGGAAUAGUUGUAUUUAUUGCAUUUUCAUAAAUAUAUAUGUUUUGGGGAGGAGAUUUCCUCUGAACUACUCACGCCGCCAUCUUCCCGUGAUCCCCCUUGAGUUUAUAUUUUAAUUGGUGAGCUAUGAGAAACUCUAGGGGUCUUUCAUAAAAGAUUGAAAUUAUUUGUUUUGAAAAGUUCAUACUUUUAUAUAAAAUUUUUGCAUUAAAAAAUUUUGGGAGACCUGCUUAGGAGGCUGUUGUAGUAGUUCAUAUAUGAAAUUUGAAUGACAGUAGUGUCAUUUCCUUAUUAUACAGUAUGAAGACAAUAAAUAAAAUGAAACAUUUGCUUAAUGUAAAAGGGAAAUUCAGACUAAUAUGUUAUGACUUAAACUCACCUGUAAUUUAAGAAAAGCAUAUCAAAAUUAUAUUUACCAUGUUAUCAGCAAAACUUUAUAUUAAGUCUGACAUUUUGAAAUAUUUUCUGAUCAAUUUCCAUUUUUCCAUUUUCACCCUUUUAGAGGCUUUUUGUCUAGUUCCCCAGCCUCCUACACAGCCCUAAAACUCAGCAAGUGCCCCAUGGGAGACAGCCAGCUGUGCAUUUGAGGCUGCUCCGAUUUCUAAUCUGCCACGUCAACCUCAAGUGACUACUGAAAAUUUGUGAUUUCUCUCCCCACAGCAAAGCCCCCUUGCCUGGGCAAUGCCCUAUCUUCAGGCCAUAUCCAAAAGCAGUAAAUGCUACAAGGGAAAGAAAUAGCCCAUAAUCAUCAGGUACCUCAGAGUUGCCCCCACCAUUAGAAUUUUGGUUAAUCUAGAUCUUACUGCUUCCUCAGUUCUAUACCUUUCAAAAUAUUUUUACAAUUUAUUUGUUUUAGUUGAUCACAGCCACAAUAUUGCAUCCUAUCUAGAGGCACACUUUUUUAAGAUACUAUAUUAAACUCAACCUCAUAACAACAUUGCAUUCAACUGAAGGAAUAGUUAAAACAUACACAUCUAUGACAGCUACCUCAAGGAUUAUGCCCAAUGUUGAUAGGCAGGCAGCUGUGUACUUAGUUUGUAUGCAAGAGAAUAGUCUGGAGAUAAACCAAUUCAGAAAAGGUUUCACACAAAUUAUUAUAUAGGGAGUCAUAUUCCAGAAAAGACAGUAUGUGUAAUUUGGAAGAGGACCUAAUGUUCUCUUCUAUAAAGGACAGACAUGUUCAUUGGGAGUAUGUUUUUGUAAUGUAUGAAUAACUCAGUGACAACAGGGUAGUAAAAAUACUGUCUCAGAGAUAUAAACAAUGCUUGCAUCCCUGAGUAUGUUUCACAUAAAUUUUCUGUAUCUUGAAUAUGCAAACCUAAGAAAUUGUGUCUAAAAUACAGACUUCUUAUACUACAUAGAUCAUAAUGCUCACAAUGGAGUUUAUUCCUUCACAUGUAUUGAGAUGGUCACACUACACAUCACCAUUUUUUCACUGUCUCAACAAUACAAAUUGGAACUGACAUAUAUAUAUAAUAUAUGUAAUUUUUAAAGUGCAACAUCAUAUACUUCUAUUCUUGUGUCUGGCUAUUGUCAAAUUUCAUGUUGAAAACCGCCAACUAUUUAGUCUUCUGUUACCUCUAGAAAGCACCAGAUUAUUUUUAAAAUGAUUAUAAUGUUAAAUACGGAAAGAUGUAACAGAUUUUCAUGCUAAAAUUAAAAAGAGCAACAAUGAACCUUGCCAAUGCUUCUUGCUAUGACAAAGAAUACAUGUAUAAACAAAAAUAUCCACAAACUGUUUUCUUUUUUCAGUGGCAAGAGAGUUUUGACAUCUUACUAAGCUAGAAAUCAUCUAUAUUUUAACAUAUUUAGCUCUGUACAUUUUUUAAUGCAUUCUUACUACUUUUAUUUAUCUUUUUUUAAAAGUUGAAGCAUAGUUGAUAGACAAUAUUAUAUUGGUUUCAGGUGUUCAACAUAGUGAUUUGACAACUAAUUGUUUACUUUUCAAAGCAAAAUUUAAACAGAUCAUUGAUAGAGGUAUUGCCAUGUCCUAGUAUCAAUGUUAGCUUUAGGUUCACUCUUUCUGGGGAAGGUGAAAUAUUGAGAUAUGUGUAGAUGUUCGCACAUUCUUAACCUACACUGUAUUUAUAACAACUGGAGAUAGGCUGCCCAGCUUUUACCUUUAACAUUUUUCCCUGAUGGCAGUUGAUGUUCUAUAGUUGCCCUUUACCGCUGCCCUGCCAACCUAGCGGGGAAGCUUUUCCAGGCACUGUCCUAUGUGCUGAAGUUAGAGGCAUGAACAGACUCCAGCUGGGGAGACAGAAAUAAUUAUGGUCCCACUUAGUACAAGAGAUAAUGAAGACAUGCCCAUGAUACAUGGAGCACAUAGAAUGGGUGAAUUAUAAAAUACGUGAAUUCUACUGAGUCAUGACAGUGAGUGACCUUUCUUCUGGUUCUAUGGUUAUGUUUAAAAUGUGACAACGUCAGGACAUGUAUACAUCCUAACUGAUGAAGUAAAUUAAAUUAUAUGAUAUUAGUCAUGUCUUAGUUUUAAAUUCUUUUUGAGUUGACUGGAAAGGAAUUUUUUUAUGAAGACUAUAAAAUCACUGAUAUUUAAAGCUUCUGUAAUUCCAAGUCACAUAUUUAUUAUUGCUUCUGCCUUAGAUUAUAAACAAAGAAUUACAAAUACAUGAGCCCAAAUAUAUUAGUUGUGAAUAUUUUAAUUGCAAGGGACAGAAACCCUACUGAAACCAGAUUAAGCAAAAUGAGGAAUUUAUUGGUUCGUAAAACUGGGAAUUCAAGGGUGGCACUGCUUUCAUGCACGACUCGUUCUGGGAUUUAAACAGUCAUGGUCAAUAAAUCCUUUUCUGCUUCUCAGCUCUGCCUUCCUCUCUUCAUUCUCAGUGUGGCUCCUCUGAUGGAAAUAUGGCUUCCAGAGCCCUCAAACCUGCAUUCUGUCCCCCAGUAAAGCCAGGAGAUGUACACUGUUUUUAAUGAAAAAUAAUAGCAUAGUUAUUUUCUGAAAUCGCCCACCACAAAUUAAUAAAAGGACUUUUGUAUAAGUUAUGUAGUUCAGAAUGCUGUUGCGUAAAGGAAUUUUUAGGGAAAGUCUUAUUUUUGAUAAAAUGAUUCAGGUAAUGUAUCUGGUAAGCUGGACUGCUUAUCUGUAAAGCACUCCCUCUUGGCCUGAUUGCCCCACACUUACCUGGUCACAGGCCUCUUGUCAUUUUUACCCCAUCACUCUUGACUCUUUUCCUUGUUCCAAUAAGGCCACAUUUGGUUUUUAAAUAGAAAGU